Messenger RNA from Erigeron canadensis, 598 nucleotides. RefSeq names its product stress-associated endoplasmic reticulum protein 2-like. Bases 132 to 338 code for a protein of 68 amino acids. The transcript has 3 exons. The record is from RefSeq and is a predicted model, not a curated record. Lineage: Eukaryota; Viridiplantae; Streptophyta; Magnoliopsida; Asterales; Asteraceae. Gene Ontology annotation, cellular component: endoplasmic reticulum. Gene Ontology annotation, biological process: endoplasmic reticulum unfolded protein response.
UAGUCUAUAUCACAGGCAUUGCUCUUCUCUGUAAUCAAACAAAAUAUAUAAAAAUAUAAAUAAAUAAAUAAAAUUCUUUCUAAUUGAUCUAUCAAAUUUGCAGAUCACAUCUUUUUGAAGCUCCAUAUACAAUGACUACAUCUAAGCGUUUAGCUGAUAGAAAGGUGGAGAGGUUUGAGAAGAAUAUCAAGAAGCGAGGUUCGGUGCCUGAAACCACGACAAAGAAAAAAGACUCUUACCCUGUUGGACCUAUGGUGCUUUGUUUUUUCGUAUUUGUCGUCAUUGGAUCAUCUUUGGUUCAGAUCAUCCGCACAGCAACAAGUGGAGGCAUGGCUUAAACCUUGAAGCAUCAAUGAUCCUUAUAGGUGGCUCAAGUCUAAUAUCUAGGAUGUGUUUAUGAUCUGUUGGUUAGAGAGCUAAUGUUGCCUUUAUGUCAGUUAAAAGAAUUUGUUGUGAUAUGAGAUAUAUAACUUAAUAAAUUAUAUAACGUUCUAUUUACUCUAAAAAGACGAUAAUAUGUGUUCAUCAUUUGUGUAUUAUGAGACAAUACACAGUUAUUGAAUUGAAUGUAGGGCUGAAGCUACAAAUUGAUUAUGAA